Medicago truncatula (barrel medic) is the source of this 942-nucleotide messenger RNA. Its product is annotated as transcription factor MYB119. Gene Ontology annotation, cellular component: nucleus. The record is from RefSeq and is a predicted model, not a curated record. The transcript is spliced from 4 exons. Gene Ontology annotation, molecular function: DNA-binding transcription factor activity, RNA polymerase II-specific; RNA polymerase II cis-regulatory region sequence-specific DNA binding. NCBI's taxonomy places the organism in Eukaryota, Viridiplantae, Streptophyta, Magnoliopsida, Fabales, Fabaceae. Gene Ontology annotation, biological process: regulation of DNA-templated transcription. Bases 1 to 942 code for a protein of 313 amino acids.
AUGGUAAGAGGAGGAAAUCAUGGAGUUAAUGGCGUUAAAAUCUUUGGCAAUGAAAAUAUAAAUGUCAAUGACCCUUUGAUGGAUAGAUUCUUAUUGGGCCAAAUGAUUCACUACCCUAACCAUCAACAAAACAAUGCAAGUAUGUUCCCUUACUCUUAUGGUUCCAACCAUGAGUUUAUGUGGCCAAAUUAUACUCAACAAUCAAGCUUUGUUGUUGAUGGGGUCUUAGCAAAUGAAGAGGCUUUGAAGUGGACUAACUUCAACCAAACCCCCACAUUGUGCCUUAAAGACCUUCAAGGUUAUGGUGAAAACACCAACAUUGUGGGAAGAAAAACUAAGAAAGAGACUUCUGAGAUCUUGAUCAAAGGACAAUGGACAAACGAAGAAGACAGGAAACUGAUAAAGUUGGUGAAGCAAUAUGGUGAAAGAAAAUGGGCUCAAAUAGCUGAGAAGUUAGAAGGAAGGGUUGGCAAACAGUGUAGAGAGCGAUGGCAUAAUCAUUUGCGUCCUGAUAUUAAGAAAGAUAGUUGGAGUGAAGAAGAAGAGAAAAUAUUAGUAGCUACACAUGCCAAAAUUGGAAACCGUUGGGCUGAGAUAGCAAAGAAGAUUCCAGGAAGAACUGAAAAUGCCAUAAAAAAUCAUUGGAAUGCCACAAAAAGAAGACAAAAUUCAAGAAGAAAGAACAAGAAGAAUGAAACUAAUUUCAAGGGAUCAAAACCUAAGUCCUACAUACUUGAAAACUAUAUCAAAACCAACACCUUCAUCACUACAAAAAUUACCAACAUACCCUCUUCCUCUCAUAAUGUUGUUGAUGAUGUGAAUGAGAGUGAGCUUGUUCAUUCAAUCCAAUACCCUAAUUACAACAUGCACUUGGAUACUCCUACCUCUAUGAAUAAUUUCCUUCCUCAUGAUCUUUACCUCUCUCAAUUGUUGAAUAUGUAG